Messenger RNA from Mycosarcoma maydis (corn smut), 3207 nucleotides. RefSeq names its product snoRNA-binding rRNA-processing protein DIP2. The record is from RefSeq and is a predicted model, not a curated record. Gene Ontology annotation, biological process: maturation of SSU-rRNA. NCBI's taxonomy places the organism in Eukaryota, Fungi, Basidiomycota, Ustilaginomycetes, Ustilaginales. Gene Ontology annotation, molecular function: snoRNA binding; protein binding. The transcript has a single exon. Gene Ontology annotation, cellular component: small-subunit processome; Pwp2p-containing subcomplex of 90S preribosome. Bases 1 to 3207 code for a protein of 1068 amino acids.
AUGGUUCGUUCCUACCUCCGACACGAGCCAACGUCUGCUUUUGGACUCAUCUGCUCAGCCUCUGCCAACUCGAUCCUAGAUCCCGACACCAAAACUGCGUUCGUACCCGCCUUAGAAGAUGUUCUCGUAUGGGAUGUACGACGAAGCACUCUGAUCGCUACCUGGCACGAAAUCGGUCAUCGAUCCAAAGUGACAUCUCUAGCAAGGUCGCCUACGGAUCCCGACACUUUUGCCGUUGGCUAUGAAGACGGAAGCAUCCGAUUGUGGUCUGCCGAGACCAACUCAACCUCUGUUACUUUCAAUGGACACAAAAAAGCUGUUGUUGCCCUUACUUUUGACAGUCAAGGUCUGCGCAUCGCCAGUGCAAGUCUCGACACCGACAUUAUCCUCUGGGAUCUUGUAGCCGAGACCGGCUUGUAUCGUCUGCGUGGUCAUCGCGAUGCUGUCACAGCAAUCGCCUUUGUUCUGCUUCCAUCGGUCUCGCACAACUCAGACGGUCCAUCUUCCUCGAAUGGAAUACAUGUCGAACCCAGCGCGUCCGGCUACCUGCUUAGCACGUCCAAAGAUGGACUCUUGAAGUUGUGGGAUCUAUCGCUCCAACAUUGUGUCGAAACCGUCGUUCACGGAUCCAAUGAAAUCUGGAGCUUGGCGGUCUCGCAGGAUGUACCGCUCGCCAUGCAGGCGUACGCAAGGAGUCAACAUACCGAGGACGAUGACGAGGACACCAACGAUCGUAAUGCCAAUGUGGAUGGCGGCGCUCUCGUCCUUACUGGAAGUUCCGACGGCGACCUCAAAGUGUGGGAAAUAUCUUCUGGUGCUCUUUCGCGCGGUCUUACGGCUGUGAACGAUUCGGUUCACGACAGGACCGAAAAGUUGAUUGUGCUCAAGGGGUCCAUUGCACUUUCGGGAAAGCACCGCGUCACUCAAAUCGAGUUUUGUGGCGUGCCCAAGCGCACGGGUAGAGCUGCCUUGGCUGCCUCAUCGACCGGGCAGGGCUAUAUCGCUGUCUCGAGUACCGACAAGGCUGUCCAAAUCUUCCGACUGCGCUCGACACAGGAGAUGGCUAAAAAAUUGGAGCGUCGCCGGAAGCGUAACAAAGAAAAGGCCGACAAAAGGCGAGCCAACGAAGGUGCAACUCCAACCACACCAUAUCCUGCAUCUGACCCGGCACAAGAUCAAGUGACUUGGACUGACCGGAUCGAGCCCUACACCAGUGUUCGACCCUUAGCAGGCAAGCUCAAGAGCUUCUCACUCGUCACGCCUCGUUCUGGCUCCGCAGCUUCCAGCAAGUUUGGGCUCAGCGUCCUUUGCGCGCUCACCUCUAACGCUCUUGAGAUCUACAGCGUGCCAUCUCCGCCGCGUUCCAAAGCGGAAAAGGCCAAUCCGAUUGAACCUGUUCUUGCCAGCGCACUCGAAGUGCCCGGACACCGAUCCGACAUCCGUGCUGUCGCUCUUUCCUCUGACGACAACUUGCUCGCUUCGGCGUGUGGUGCAGGUCAGCUCAAGAUCUGGAAUGUCAACACAGGUCGUUGCAUCCGAACGUUUACAUGCGGGUAUGCAUUGUCGGUAGCAUGGCUACCUGGCGAUCAACACGUCUUGGUCGGAUGUAAAGAUGGUACGCUUCGCAGCUUUGAUGUUCGAGCUGGUAUCGCCGUAGAGACGCUCGACGCGCACCAGGGUCCCCUAUGGAGUGUCGCCGUCCAACCAGAUGGUCUUGGCUGCGUCUCUGCGAGCGCCGAUAAGGAGGUCAAAUUCUGGGAGUUUGAAAUGCAGGUUCCCGAAGACGACAGCGACAGCGACAGCAACACCCACGUCGACGACAAGUUGGGCGAAGCAAAUGGCUCAAAGAAAGCUCAGCCCCCGCCUCAACUCGUCCUCGUCCAUGUACGAACCCUCAAGAUGACGGAUGACGUGCUCUGCGCUCGAUUCUCACCCAACGGCAAGCUCCUUGCCUUGUCGCUGCUCGACAACACGGUCAAAGUAUUCUUUGCCGAUUCGCUCAAAUUCUUCCUCUCACUCUACGGCCACAAGCUUCCCGUACUAUCCCUCGACAUCUCCAGUGAUAGCAAGCUGUGCGUCACGGUUUCCGCCGACAAGAAUGUCAAGAUCUGGGGUCUAGACUUUGGUGAUUGUCACAAAUCCAUCUUUGCCCACAACGAGAGCAUCAUGGGUGUCUGCUUUGAGCACGGUAUGCAAGGUGGCGGGCUGAUGGGUGGUCGACACGGUGAAUCGCACCACUUCUGGACGGUGGGAAAGGACGGACUACUAAAGCACUGGGAUGGCGAUAAUUUCCAGAUGAUCCAGCAGCUGGAAGGCCAUCAUGGAGAAGUUUGGGCGGUGGCACCGGGACAUACGGGUAAAUUGGUGGUUACGGCGGGAGCGGAUAGGAGUAUCAGGACAUGGGAAAAGACGGAUGAGCCUUUGUUCUUGGAGGAAGAGAGGGAAAGGGAGAUGGAAAGGGCGUUUGAGAGUGCCGGGCAGAGCACAAGGGACGAUGAACGCGCAAUUGGCGAGUUAGCAGACGGAGCCGACCCUGAUGCUGCGGCUACUGCGGGUGCAAGUGGACCGGAAGCCACGGCCGUGUCCAAAAGCACCCGCGAGACAAUGAUGGCAGGAGAACGCCUAGUGGAAGCGCUGGAAACGGCAGAUGCAGACAUCGCAGCGCGUACCGCCUCCCGCGCAGCAGGACAAGCCGAACCAGCCUACCACGCCCUCAUCACAGCCGAGUUCGAAUCCUCCCACUCGCGUUCGACCGUCGACGAAGACAUCUCUGCUCAGAAAUAUGUCCUCCGCGUGGUCGAAAAGAUUCUCCCUGCCCAACUGGACGAUGCUCUCCUCGUGCUGCCCUUCGACAAAGUCGUCUCGCUGCUUACAUACCUCGACUAUUGGGCACGCAAAGAAUGGAGCAUACCACUUGUCUCCCGUAUCCUCUUUUUCCUGCUGCGAACGCAUCAUCAUCAAAUCGUCGCCAACCGAGUCAUGCGUCCUACCUUGCUCGAUCUCAAGUCUCACCUCAAACAAGCGUUGGCAACACAGAAGGCCACAAUAGGGUUCAAUCUGGCCGCGUUGAAGUUCAUCAAGGCGCAACAUAUUGCGGCCAAGACGAGCGAGAUUUACGAACGGCAAGGGCUGGAUGUCGACGAAGAAGAGAUCAAGAGGAGGAUCGAAGCUAAUGCUGCUAGGAAGAGAAAGAUUCGGGUUGCUUAA